Patiria miniata (bat star) is the source of this 2834-nucleotide messenger RNA. RefSeq names its product cleavage and polyadenylation specificity factor subunit 4-like (gene cpsf4). The record is from RefSeq and is a predicted model, not a curated record. The transcript is spliced from 7 exons. NCBI's taxonomy places the organism in Eukaryota, Metazoa, Echinodermata, Asteroidea, Valvatida, Asterinidae. The coding region runs from base 70 to 954 and encodes 294 amino acids. Gene Ontology annotation, molecular function: RNA binding; zinc ion binding.
AGAAAUCCGAUAUCAUUCAUUUUUCUUGUUUAAAACACAGUUGUUAAUCGAAAGAUUUUGGUGAGCAGGAUGGAAAACAUAGUGGCAAACGUGGAAGGCUUGCGGUUCGACUUGGAGACAGCUUUAGAGCAGCAAAUUGGAUCACAACCCCUGCCCUUUCCUGGAAUGGAUAAAUCGGGUGCCGCUGUGUGUCAGUUCUACAAGCAGCACAACUGCAGCAAGGGGCCGAUGUGUCCGUACCGUCACGUCGGGGGUGAAAAGAGCGUGGUCUGCAAACACUGGCUACGGGGACUGUGCAAGAAGGGAGACGAAUGCGAGUUUCUUCACCAGUACGACAUGACAAAGAUGCCCGAGUGCUUCUUCUUCACAAAGUUUGGUAUGUGUAGCAACAAGGAGUGCCCAUUUCUUCACAUAGACCCAGAGAGUAAAGUCCGAGACUGCCCUUGGUAUGACAGGGGCUUCUGCAAACACGGUCCUCAGUGUAAAAACCGACACGUCCGGCGGGUCAUGUGCCAGAAUUACUUGAAUGGUUUCUGUCUCGAGGGUCCCAACUGCAAAUUCCAGCACCCCAAGUUUGACCUUCCAGUGUUAGAGGUCAAGGAUAACAUCAAGAAGAUCAUCUGCCACACCUGCAAGGAGGCGGGUCACAAGGCAGUCAACUGCCCCAAGGGUUCAGGGUCAUGGGGCCAGCAAGGGAGACAGUCAGAUAGGCCCAUUGGUGUGUUAGGCAUGGUCGACACGAAUGCUGGUGGUGGAACUAGCCAGACCACCGGUCAGCCACAGAGCAACGGUCCGCAAAACUUCACAGGUAACCGGCCCUACCGGAAUCUGGAGAACAUCAAGUGUUUCAAGUGCGGGGAGCUCGGCCACUUUGCCAACAAAUGCCCCAAGGGAUAUAUGGGGUUUCUGAAUAACGUCAACAGCGACCAGAACCAACAGCCCAACAGGCAGUAGCACCAACCCAGUAGCUCACCAUGGUGUGUCUUCAACCUCAUUUGUUUUGCCCACAAGAGCUAAUGUGACACCCCACGGUGCAUGUGAAUUUAACAGAGAGAACAUUCCAAUUUCUGCACAGUGAUUGUGGAGUAGUUUGUUUACAUGUUACAUUCAGCCACAUUUGUUCUGUGCAACACAAAGUAUAGGGUCCGAUCGUUAUGACGUCAAUGUGCUACGUGACCUUCCAGUUUCCCCGUGAUCGGCCACUGUUAGGCAAACGUUUGGUUAGCAACCUCAUCGUGUGUUGUAAAAUGGAGAGUAGGGCUGCAUGACACUGGUCACUGUAUGACACUGUCACUGUAUAACACUCGUCACUGUAUGACACUGUGACUGUAUGACACUUGUCCUUGUAUGACAUUUGUCACUGUUAAUAAGGGGAUACUUGUGUCGGCUUGGGCCGGACCUUGUGUUGCUUAUGCUCUGCUGUGCAUAAAUUUAGGACUAGAUUAUACUUGAAAUCCUCAGCACUGCUCCAAGAUGUCACUGGCUCUGCCUCAACAUAUUGACAGUGAUUGCCGGAGGAUUUUGCAGGAUUGAGGCAGUGGUCACCCCUCCAAGGACCACAUUCAAGAAAUAACAGAGGAUUUUGCAGGAUUGAGCCUGUAUGCAGUUUUUACGUGGAGGCAGUUGGAGGAUUUUGCAGGAUUGAGGUUACAUCCUAGCAAAAAUGCCCAGGGAGAACUGAAGCAUGUAGGAAGCCACAUUGUAUGCAGAGAACAUUAUGCACCGAUUAUCUGCUUUGUGCAUGAUCUGUUGAGGGCAGUAUAUUGAUGACUACCGGGGAUGCCAGAAAAGACCAAUAUGUGUUGGUGGUGGAUACCAGCGGACAUCUCGGUCACCACUGAAAAGUCGUCAUUUUGUAUCCAAGAGUGUUGAUGGAAGUGUUUUAUCCAAUUUACUUGCGGCUGGCAAAUUACACACGCACCUAUGGAAGCGGCUACAGCCACACGCGCACCUAUGGAAGCGGCUACAGCCACAUCCCAUAGACCCGUGUGUUAUUCCAAGCCGUAGCCGAGUAAUUCGGAUGCGGCCAUAUACUCACUAUGAUAUCACAUAAAAACCAAGUUGGUGCAUACACUUUCUAAUGUGUACAGUAUCGUUUCGGUUUGUGGUAACACCAUGUGGUCAUAACUACUGUCGCUCAGCAGAUGUUUAGUUCUGAUAAGAACUUGUCCUGGUUAUUAUCAACUUUCACUAAGUAGUUUUUUUAGUUCUGAUAAGAACAGUCCUGCUUAGUUCUAAAAGAAGUUGUCUUAGGUUUCAAUGUUUCGACUAGCCUGCUUUAGUCAUUGUCAGGAGACUGCUUAACGAAAGUUGAUAAUAAGCAGGACAAGUUCUUAUCAGAGCUAAACAUCUACUGAGCGACAGCAGUUAUUACCACAUGGUGUUACUGCAAACUGAAAUGAUACUGAUACUCCACCAUGCAAAGCCUAAAUCUUACAAUGUGUACAGGUUUUUAACUUUAAAAGUUCUGAUCUUCUUUUUGACUACUUGUUUGAAAAGGACAGAAAGUUUAAUUUUAUUUUGUACAAUUUCAUCGGAGCAAGUCGACUUGAUUUUUAAUGGCGCAGGAUCAGAUGAAAAUGUUCUUAAAAUGAGAAAACCUUGUUGAUUUAUAAUUGGUGUCAUGACUUAUGUCUGCUAACAUUCAUGAAUCAUUGCAAAAGAUUGCCGUGUGCACAGGAUCCCUUGGAAUGGAAGGCCUGGGCCGCUGUAUGGCGUCAUGAGAUACCUGUAAUUUAACUUCAUGUAAUUGUGAGAUCAGAAUCGAAUAAUCUGUAAAGCGUAUAUUUCUUUUGGAAAAUAAAUUCUGGUUGAAAUAACCACUUUUGUACAUA